AUGGCGUACAAGCCAAUGUCACACAACGGCCAUCUCAACGCCUAUCUCGAUGAGCUCGCUCACAACACCAAUGCGCGGCGCCGAUACGGUCUAGAGGACUCUGUCUCCCACUUGGACAUCCUUCCGCCGCCGCCACCCAUCGCCGACUACGGUUACUACAGCAGUGGCACUACAUCGCCCACACAAACAGACUUUGCGCCGCCGUCAUCAGCAUCCUCUGUAGCGCCGUGGCCGUCCAAGACGCGCUUCGGAUCAGCUCAAGUGACGCGGCCUUUACGUCUCACACCCACCACUGGCGGUAAACAAGGUCGCUUCCAAGCUCUAUUCGAAACGGCCCUAUCACCGCGUGUUCCUGUCAGAGAAUCUGCUCGCUUUUUGGAACGUUUCCGCUAUGUCUUGUGUACUUCUCAGCUUCUGGCAGACAAAGUUUUGGCAGUCCAACAACAGCAGCAAGGCCCGCAACGACGCCUUGGUAGGUCUGAACUGCGUGCGCCGUCCAAUUUCCAGUUCGAUGCAGAUGAACAAGCUACGUGGGAUGAACGCCGUGUGGCAAAGUACUGGAUGGGCUCAGGUGGCUGCGUUCUACUCGUGUCCCUCCUACUAGUCUGGUCAAACAAGCGCGCCGCUACAUCAAGUACGCUUCACAAUAAAUCCAAGGCAUCGGCAACACUCUUCUUGACAUUACUUCUUGCACGCUUCAUGUGGGCGCAGUCACGUCGUGCGUAUCGCAGAUUAUUGCAUGUUCGUGCAGCAGAUCGAUGUGAGCAGUUUGUACUACAUUGUCAAUUACUCGAUAGCUUGUGUGCGCAAGCGAUCCGGUUCAUUGAGCAGGAUAAUGCUAUGCAGGAGACUGUCAGGUUUACUUUGACUGCAUCCCUCAACUUACUCUAUGCAGCGUUGGAUCGCAGUUUUGAUGUACUGCAGGGAGUUGCGAGUCUGAAUGAAUCCAGCAAACUUGCAGAAAUGUACAAUAUCGAGCUUCGACCCAUCCAACAGGGUGAAGGUUGUUUUGACGACACGAUGCAUCUCACAUGUGAUGCAAGUAGCAGUGCUGGACAACUGACUGACUUGAUGCAAAAUAUUCACCAGCGACGACGUAAAGUGCUCUGCUGCCUGCUUGCCGUUCAAGCAGAUGGCAGACCAGACCAUACUGCUGUUUGGCGAACGGUUAUUGAACAACUUGCUACAUUAUCGCAACUCACUGCUGGACUGGGUCAUCAACUCGAAGAAGUACUCCACACCGCAGCGAUGCAGAAACAAUUGCCACCCAUGAGCAGAGUGCAGCAAACGCGUCGACGUGCGCGGGAGAUGACGAUGGUGAGUCAAUCAUUACGUUCCACACAAGCACGACUCAUUACACUACGCCAACAAUCUACUCUUCUUCUGCAAGGAGAUGAAGUAAGUGAAUCAGAAGACCAUGAGGUUGCAGCGCGAGAAGCGUUAUUGAGGCAGUAUGAUGCCCUUGGCAGUGAUUUAGAUGCCUUGAUGGCAGAUUGGCAAAGUGGUCGCGAUGCCCUUGCCCAUUCUCAACGUCCUAUUGUACCGAUUCGUGCAUUCCUGACGGAAGGUGCGGCUGAUACUUCUACAGCAGGACACGCAGGUGCUGUGUCCAAACGACCCGAUUCCCUUGGCUUUUGGGGACCUCGUAUCUCUGUUUUGGGAACAGGCGGAUUGUCUCUUGAUCGCAAUGAUGUACAGAGCUUGGAUGCUGUGUUUGAAGGGUAUUCACUAGAUACCACCAAGCAGAGUGGUGAUGAAGGUCGAGCGAGACAGAUUGCAGCAAUGCGAGCUGAACGAGAGGCGAAACAAGCACGGACUGCCAUGCGAUUGCAGAUGCAACAUGCUGCAACGAGUGAUGCGUCUACAUCUCAACAACAUCGACAAGUGACGUUUGCAUCUAUACCGAAUGUUCAGGAACGACCAGCAAGUCUUGUUCAACCACAACAGCAGCAGCAGGGUGGCAGACGGUUACGUGGAUUGCGGCUGAGUAUUGGCGUCGCACCGCAACAUACCUACAGUGAUCGCUUAUCCGUUGUGGGUGAGGAAGGGAGUAUAGAUGCUCGAAAGCGGAUGACGGUGGGUGGUCGUCCUGUUUCAGGGUAUGUCACACAAGCAGAUGCAGCAGCUGCUGUUGCUGCUCGUAAACAACAGCAGCAUGGUGCAGAGACCCGACGACCUGCUGGGAUGCGUGAGAGUCUUGUACGGAAUGUGAGUACGGGGAGUGAUGGAUCUGCUUUAUCCCUUGCAACAUGGGCGACGGGGGAUUCUGGACUGGGUGCAUCGACGGCGAGUUACGGUAGUCGUUUUUAG
Molecule: messenger RNA, 2310 nt
Organism: Protomyces lactucae-debilis
Lineage: Eukaryota; Fungi; Ascomycota; Taphrinomycetes; Taphrinales; Protomycetaceae
Exons: 1
Coding region: 1-2310 (769 amino acids)
Molecular function (GO): myosin binding
Source: RefSeq, a predicted model, not a curated record